Molecule: messenger RNA, 8291 nt
Organism: Bacillus rossius redtenbacheri
Lineage: Eukaryota; Metazoa; Arthropoda; Insecta; Phasmatodea; Bacillidae
Product: targeting protein for Xklp2-like
Exons: 12
Coding region: 112-1698 (528 amino acids)
Biological process (GO): activation of protein kinase activity; regulation of mitotic spindle organization
Cellular component (GO): spindle; microtubule
Source: RefSeq, a predicted model, not a curated record
ACUGUUUUGUGCUUUAAAUAUUUGGUACGUUAUAAAAAUUGAACAUUGUGGUUAUGUUGGGUGUUUGGUAUUUGCCCGGGAAUCUUUGAGUGAUUGAAAACAGUAUAUAACAUGGAUAUGAACGAUAGCAAGGAUUUUUUUGGAACCCUAGAAAUGGAAAUGGUCUCGUCGGAAGGUGGUCAGAGUACCUCAGACAUUGAUGAAGCCUUGGUUCGGACCAUGAGAGUUCUCAACGUGGCGGGGACUCCGCAAGUUGGCAACGCUGCUCAGUCCAUCAGCAGUGAGUGCAAGUCUCCCGCUGUGGACACACGUCUGGAUGCUGCUGCCACACUGCUGAAGAUGUCGCAGACCGUGAGUUUCAUUAAGGAGGAAGUGUUGGCCCGCAUCCCAAAUAAAGGGGAGGUCGCUUCCGUGAAACUUCAUGAUGAACCUAGUGCCGUGCCUGAGUUAUUGUCGCACGUGAAGCGUGAAAGAGAGGAGACACAUGAUCAAAGAUUAGAAAACCCAAAGAAAUAUGUAAGCUUGGCUGAAGCUGUGUUGAAAUUUCAGUUUAAGACUCCAAAAAGAUUUCACUCCAGAAUGCCAGGGGACCGCUCGUUGCCGCGGAACACGAGAGCUCUGGUCCCCACGGUCCCGCGCUCGCCCCAUCUGACGGCCGGCACGCGUGCCCGCCAGGUGCUCUACCCCUCCAGGGAAGAGCGGGAGGAGGCAGAGUUCGAGGAGAUGUCCCGGCACAAGAUAUUGCCGCAGCCAUUAAAUCCCCAAAUAUUCCAGUCUCCGAAGCUAGGAAAACGGAUUCCGAAAUUUACGAACCCGGAACCUUUCAAGUUGACUGAAAUCAAAAAGAAAGAGCCGGAAGAAGUACCAGCGUACAAGUUCACAGCCCAGCCGGUGCCGAGGAACAUCUUGGCACCCAAAUGUCUCCCUGUUGCCAGCCCGAGGCCCAGCAGCCACACCCGGCGUCGAUUGGACCACCCCAAGGUCUUCGCACCGUUGGUGCAGGUGGACAAAGAGGGGGAGGCAGUGAUUGUGCAAAAAGAAGUAUUCAACUUUGGGGUUCCUAUUGAAGCCCGAAAAAAUACACCAUUGAAGAAAUCGACUGAAAUUCAACCAUUCAGUUUUGAGGAGCGUGAUAAAGAAAUGGCUCGUCGUAAAGAAGAAAGAAUCAGAAUGGUGUUCGAGCAAGAGAAGCAGGCACGCAUAUUCCGCGCUCAUCCGGUCCCGAACCAGCAUCGCAAGUGGCUGGGCUCCAUCCAAGAUCUUUCCAUCAUGUCUUCUGACACCACGUUCCAGGCUGGCUCGGACGAGAACAAGAACCCAGCCGUGUUCAAGGCCGCCCCGGCCUCUGUGUUGAAGAAGGAGCCGUUUGUUCCACACAGGCUAGACCGCCCCCCUCUCAAGCCCCAAAACCUCACUUUGAAAACAGAAUUAAGGUCAAAGGAGCGUAAAGAGUUUGACGAGAAGGUGCAAGCAGAGAUGGAGCAAUUAGAAGAAUUGAGAAAGGAGUACAGGGAGCGCAAACGUCUUGAAGCAGAGGCGGAAGCUCUGGCACAGCGUAAACUGGCAGAGAGGUUUAGAGCGCAGCCUAUUCCAAAGUUCAACACUCCAAAAAGGAAAUUUUCAGACAAAAAACUGACUUCACCAGAGACGCCUUUUGCCCAUCGCUCGAAAAAGGCAGACCCAGACAGUCAACACUGAAGUUGACCUGUGCAAGACAACCUGAUAGUCUCCCAUCGCUUCGCGCUCGUCCUCUGUUGAUCUCCUGCAUCAUCGUUUCCUGACUCUGUGAAUGAAGACAGCUUUAACGACCAGCCAUUACAACUAUUAAGUGAUAAGCUAGUUUUCUACAUGAACAACUUUGAUGUGUAUUAUGCAAGAUUUGUUAAAAUUAUUGUGUUUGAUCUGAAAAAAUUUAGUUCACCAAGUGCCUUACUAUAUUUCAUAUGUUAGUACAUUACAGUUAUUACCAUAAAUUCAUGUAAUUAAUGACAAGCUGAGUUAAAAUGACUUAGUAGUACUUUGUACAAUUUUACUUAUGUACUUGGUAAAUGAAAAUUUUUAUCAAUUUCAUAUUUAGAUAAAUUGCUAACGUACCCGACUGAAGUUCUAAAUUACAUAAUAACAGGCUGCAAGCUCGAAGUGUCACAUUUACAUACAUGAGCACGCUUAUCCACCCUGCCCCUGUGGCUCAUGUUAGAACAAGUCAUUAAUUAUUUAGCAGAAUCACAAUAGUAUAAUCAAAUAUUAGUGUUGUUUUUUUAAUUAAUUAAUACAUUGGUACAUAUGUGUGUCCGACUAGAAAAGAGUCACUACUCUCCUAAAACUCCGUUAAAACAAUAAGUGGUUAUUUAGGUACAUAAACUCUUAGUGAAAUUAAUCCAUAAUUAUAAUUUUUUUUUUUUAGAUUCAGACUCAAUUUCCCAGGUUAUUCACGUCGGUGUUAUUAAAUAAACAUAUAAAUUAAGUUGUAACUCCAUUUGAAGUAUGUAGUCUUCCUCACAUGAUGUAAAAUUCCUUCCAUGAAUUACUUUUCCAUAUAAACCCACCUCUCAAAGUAAUGCUGUUUGAUUUUGCACGGUCUUGAAGUAACAACACCAAUAAAUUAAAGCAUGAAUUGAAGUAGCGCGAUCAUAGAUUCUUCUACGUUAAUUUUUAUUUCCGUGUACACAGAAUGGCAAUGGCACUUGUGUAGCAUUAAAUGCAAUGCAACAAAUAUAAUAGACAAUAUUUUAUGGUUUUAAAUUUAGUCCAAUUCCAUUUUUAAAAUAGACAAUCUCUGUGUUAAUGUUUUUAUUUUUGUAAAGGCUGUUUUUUUUUUUUUUAAAUAAUUACUCCACCAAAAUAGUGUAAAAUUUAUAUGCUGCAUUUUUAUGAUAAAUUAAUUGGUAAUUAAUUGGUCUAAACCAUAUAUAUUCAGAUAAAUAAAUUAUUGAGCAUUUGUAUUUUAAAAGUGAUUCAAUAAGAAAUGCACAAUAAAAUUAAUUUAAUUAAUUUUUCUGUUCUAUGCACUUGGUACAAUAAUUUUGUCCGGGAGUUGGUAACUUUACGCUUACUUGGAUGUGCUAGUGGCAUAUCAUAGCAGAAAAACACAUUUAGUGAACAGCCGGGAAUUCAUUAACAAGUUAAAUAUUCUUUCUGAAUAUAGAAAAUUUUAAGUUUAUGCUUUUUUAAAUCUUAUUAGAACUGAAAUUUAUUUCCUAUAGUAAUAACAUUAUUAUUUUGUUACUCAGAAAUGUUAUUACAUUAUUACUUACUUAGGAAUUUAUGCUCAAGCCCUAUUAUGUAAACAAUGCGGUACAUGAUAUUUAAAAUUUAAUAUUAAGGUUGUUUAAUCUCUAAAAUGUUAUUCAAAAUUUAUUUAGAUUUACUUGAUAUGUAUAUAGACACAUCGUAGUACUGUAAAUUUUAACGGGAGUAAUGCUUGAUUUCAAUGGUAGUCAGCAAGUACACUUACCUAUUUGGAAAAUGAUUUAUUUUGAUUAAUAUACACACUUAUGGAAAAAAAAAUGUGUUAAUUAGUGCUCUGUUUUCCUUGAAGGAAUUUUGGGUUACUUCCAGAGGUGGGUGUACAUUAUUCAACAACUAAACUUCAAACCACCAAUAACUUUGUACGCAACAAUAUAAAUUAGGCAUGUGCGAGAAAGACUUUUGAAUUCGAGACGAGAUCGAGAAAGCAAUUUAAAAAUUCUCGAGAAUCGAGUCCAGAUCGAGAAAUCUGUACUUUAGUUAACAGGAUAAUAUGAUCCAAAAAAGUAAAACUCAAUAAUCUGACAAACAUACAUAAUUAUUCAAUAAUUUUAUCAAGUAUCCACAAUUGCAAUUGCAAUUACAACUUUACCUUUACACUCAACAGUUUAUUUGCCUACUGUCGUAUGUAAACAUACGUUAUUGACUCCAUAGUCUAUACAGUUUCCUUGAGCCAUGGACGGUACUUGAUCAUGAAAGUCUGAACAUUCACCACUAUCGAUAUGUCACUAUCGAUACGGACCGCAAUUUAAACAUGUUGCUUGUUAUAUACUGCUGGCCGUGUUUAUAACCUAAGGCCAUAAAACAAAAUGCAAUCGCGGAAGAAUUCGGCAGUCAUGUUUAUAUUUUUAUUUUUUGCCGUACCGUUUUACGUUGAUACUUGAUAUUGAUACCGAAAAUGAUUUAUUUUUAACUUUAAUGUUAGUUUUAUUAACGGAAAAUAAUAAUUUUCUUCUGUAAUUUAAUGUGAUAACCACAGCACAAUUCAUUGUUUACGUUUACCGUUUCAUGUAGUGACUUGUGAACGGAAGUUGUUCGUUUUUAACUUUUUAAUAAUUUAUCGUGUAUACUAUCGUAACAAGUAUAUUUUAUUUUAUUCGAUCUACGUUACGUUGAAGAUAUGUUAAUUAUUUCAACACGCAACGCAAAAUGCUGCCUCAAUAUAUUAUAUUACCUAACCUAUUUCUUGUUUACAAAAUUCUCGAAAAUUCCGAGCCAAAAAAAUUAUCUCGAGACGAGAUCGAGAAAAUUUCUGUCUCGUCUCGUUCUCGAUGAUGCCGAGACUCUCACAUCACUAAUAUAAAUGAUUUACUUUUACCUUCAGAGGCAGUAACAUUUUUUCACUAACCUGUGUUAGUAUGUAUCACCUUAUACUAAACUAAAACAUCAUCCAUUAAGAUGUCUAUAAAUAGUUACUAGAUACAUUCUAAGAGGUUCAAUUCAAACUAAUCAUGUUACUGUAGAUUGACCCUAACUGACCAAACAAUUUGGCCAGUCACAAAACAAUUUGGCCAGUCACAAAACAACUCUUGGAGAUUAACAAACUAAUAGUAAUGUGAUUGUGAAUUCACAUUGGUAUGUGAACCAGAGGCUUAAGAGAAUUGUACUGUACAGAAUUCUUGUUCCAAUACCAUUUCCAGUUAGAACUGAUGCUCAUGCUACUGAAUUUACAUGAAAAAUACAGCUUGAUUUUUUUUUUCACAACCAUGCUAAGUGUACUAAGUAGAUAACUUGUGCAACAAGGUAACAUAAGUACCGUAGCGGAGUACGUAGACUCGGGCUCACGUAAUAGGUAAAUUAUACAAUUGAAAGCUUUGCUGUUCAUGUCUGAUAGGUAGAGCUGGUAACUCUGAAUCUGGAAAGUCAGUCAAUCUCCUAUAAAGGAAGCGUUAGUUUAUGGAUGAUGUUUUAGUACAGUAAAAUGUCUUUAAUAAUAAAAACUAAUAGUUCAUGAAGAAAAAAUGUUAGUUUCUGAAGUUAAAAAAAAAAAUUGAAUUAAUUUUUGGAGUAAUUAGUGGAUUGUAGUUGUUUUUCUUUAUUUCUUGUGCAGUAAGGGUGGUUAAAGGUGGUUUGUUAAUUUUGGUUUCAGAAAGUAAAAUGUUGAAUUGUGAAUCACAAAUUUAAUUACUAAUCUCUCAGGCUUAGUUAAAUUGCUUUGUAUGGUUUUUAACUUUUUAUUUCUUUUUUAUUAUUCUAAAUGUUUUUAUUUAUAUUUUAUCAUUUUAAAUGUUUGCUAUAUUAUAUAAUAACCUAUUUUAUACUGAAUUUGUCACAUUAUUUUAUUCUGUAACUUAUUAUUUAGUAUUCUUCAAGUUGUAAUUUAUUUUAUUUUUGUCCAUUUAGUGGUUUUAAUUGAUAAUAUAUUUAUUGAUAAGGUUUAUGAUUAGUUUUAAUUUAGAUUUUAAUAUUCUGUUGUGUAGUAAUGUGUUUGGUUCUGAUAAUGUGCUACUUUGACUGAUUGAGAUAAUAGCAAGGGUAAGACGUGAGAUGUAAAAAGUAGUUAUGUAAGUAAAGAUGUAAAACGUAUCAUGGUCUGUAUGUUACAUAUUUGGUGUCAGCUAAUAGUACAAAAUGCUCAUUUGUAUUUUUAUCUCCUAAGAUUUUUUGUGCUGUACUCACACAUGAACAUGUGCUCACUCACUCGCAUACUAAAAUAAGUUAUCGGUGACAUGUCAAGAUCACAUUUAAGGAACAGGUAGUCAGUCUGUUUGAGUUUGUUUUUGUUUAUGUAUUUUAAUUUCUUGCAGAUGUAAAGCUAGUCUUGUCCUCUAGUGUUAUACGUAUCUAUAUGUAGAGUCCCGUAAAAAUGGUUUUAUUUUUCCUUAAAUUUCGUUUUGAAAAAAUCAAAUUUCGGUUUUAUUUCGCUGUUUUGGUUUUUCAUGUUUACUUUAACUUUUGAGAAUGGUUUUAUGACCUACAAGUUUUGCUUGGCUAAAUAAUAGUGGCACGGCGUAUACUCGUAUACUGCACUCUAAAGUCAACACUAUUGGCAAAUAAAAAUUGGCUUGAAACAGCUCGGCACGGCCCGGUGCCGCCUAGCGCGCUGCCUCGGCACGGCCCGGUGUCGCCUAGCGCGCUGCCUCGGCACGGCAUGUCUCAACUUAGUAUUCUUUUAAUAUUUCUUGCUGCUGUUCUUUGUCCCGUUGACGCCGUAUUCACUUGCUUUGCGGUCGUAUUGCAUUUGCUGAGAAGUGUAGUUACGGCAGUUAAAGGUCACUGAUUUUGCUUAUCAAUCGGCGUAGUGUCAUGUGUUCAUGUUUACGAGUAGUAGAGGUGUAAAAGUAACGAAAAAAAGUGUACCCGUAUGUAUUCGUUACUAUAACAAUUAGUACUCGUUACUAUCGUGUCGCUACGUUACUCGUUACUUCUGAUACCGCAUAACAUGCAAUGUUAUGUUGCAGCAACGAAUCGAGUCGUAUUGCGUACGCGUACAGUAUGACGUCACGUAAAUAAUAAUAAAUAGAAUAUAAACAAUUAACAAUAUUUGAUAAUUAACAGUUUUUGUUAACCAAGAAACAAUUAAAUCUCAUUAGAGCGGUUUUAUUAUAUUAUCUCUUUUAAGAUAAAAACAACAAAAAACGUGAAAAUACGCGAUAAUAAAUAACAAAAACAUACAUAUUUCUAAUUUGUAAAAAAUACUUUCUUAUAAACAGUAAAAAACUUGGACGACAAAUUUCCAUAUUAUACUUAAUAAACAAACAUCGUUCUUUGUAACGUAAAUUCAUCGAAUAUGCGCGCGCAUGCGUAAAACAUACGAAAAAUGCGAGUAACGAAAUCCAGCCGUGUGUAACGUUUCGUUACUCGAUACUAGAUGGCGCACCCGUUACUCAGUCAGUACCGAAUACAUACGGUUUGCUACACCUACAGCUCUAACGAGUAGGUUGCCAAGCCAGUCAAACGUAGUUGAAAGCAUGAGGUUGUUAACUGUUCAACAUGAAAGGAAGAAUUCAAAUUUUAUAUUUCUCUACAAGAUUAAUGUGUAAAUACAGCGGGUUGAAAAUCAUGGCAGCUAUAUUGUGUUGAAAUCAUCGCCGGUAUUUUUUAUUAACUUUGUGUUGAUGCUCAGGUACAUUUUUCUCUUUUUAAUUAGUUUAUGAUUGCAAUUACUGCUUUCGUUUCAAAUUGUAAUGAUUACGUGACGGGAAUACUGUAAAUCAUUAUUUACUUUCAUUACUACAAAGCGGCCAUGUUGAAACUUAGAAAAAUGGCGAUGUGCCGUCAACGUCGUGUUUACUUGUUUUUCGCGAUGUCUUGCAUGGGUGGUCUAAUUCAUUAUUAUCAGUUUUAUUUCUCGAUGCUGUGCGAUUUCAGUGUUUUGUCGCGAAUUAAGGUAAAUUGCAGUGUUAUUUCGCGAUAUCGCGAUUCGCGAAAUUUCCGUGUCUCUAUCUAUAUGUAUAAAAUUGGAUGUUGGUAUGUGUAACGUUAAACUCAAAAACUGUUUCACCUAUCACCAUGAAAGUUAGCAAAUCAAAGUAUUUUUUCACGGAGAAGGUUUUUAUGCUAUCCAUUUUGUUGGUAACUCACUGUUGAAUGGGGCUGGAGCACAUCAACUUCUAACACGUUCAACCAAUUGCCAUGGGUAAACAGAAAAUCAUAAGUCAUAAACAGUAAUUUUGUGUAUUUCUCUACGUCCACCACUCUGUCAUAGCGCUAUCCAUCUUGCUUUAACUCUCAGGCAUUAUAUUACCCUGUGUUCAGCCCGGGCAAUGCAGGGUACUGCAAAUAGUAUGUAUGUGUGUAUAUUUCUAAAUUUUUGCAAGAGUUCUGUUUAGAAGGAAAUGUGUAGUUGAUGGCAUUUGUAAACAAUGGAUAGAAUUAUUACAGAAAAAUUGUCAGAUGUUAUGAUUUUAUUUUGUGCCUCUUUUGACAUUCUGAAGUCUAAACUUUGAAUUUGUCUAAAGCUGAAAACAUUUAUUUCUGAUAUUCUCUGAAUCAAAAUCAUUUAAAAUGAUCUUAAAAUUAAAAAUAAUUUUUACAGUAAUUUUUUGUUUGAACACUAAAUCUUUGAGAAUAAAAAUCCAGGGUAACCUGAGUAAUUUUUUAAA